AUGGGACAGCAAUUGGAUGACGAGCUCAAGAUGUACCAACGCAUGGAGAGAGGCUCGACAAGCCACCCAGGUCGCAAUGCUGUUAGAUCGUUACUCGACUCGUUUGAUGUCGAUGGGCCCGACGACAAACAUCGGUGCCUCGUGCAUCCUCCAUUAUGGGAGAGUGUUUUGACUUUUCUGCGCCGCAACCCAGUCCACAUCAAGGCCGACAACAUCAUGUUUGGCAUCGCCGAUGACUCGGUUUUCAGUGACUUUGAAGAGCGGGAGCUUCAAACCCCUUGCCCAAGGAAGGAACUAGAUGGAAGAAUAAUCUACGUCUCCCGGGACCUCAGAAUGCCCAAGGAAUGGGGCGCCCCUGUCCUCUGCGACUUUGGCUCAGCGGUGUCCGGUGGCACAGAGCACUCGGAAGACAUUCAACCUAAUAUUUAUCGAGCGCCGGAGGUGAUUCUGGAAGUCCCCUGGACGUACAGCGUUGAUAUAUGGAAUGUGGGAUGUAUGAUUUGGGACAUUUUCGAAGGCGAGUCCUUAUUUACCGGCCACGACCCAGAACUUCAGACAUACCGAAGUCGAGCUCACCUCGCUGAGAUGAUCAGUCUUCUUGGGCCCCCGCCGCUCAGUCUUCUUGCUCAAGGGAAGGCGAGCCGCAAAUUCUUUUCCGAUGAAGGCGACUUCUGCGCUGGAAUUCCAUUACGAGAUCGGAUUCCGCUCGAGGACAGGGAAACUACUCUCGAGGGACAGGACAAAGCGAGUUUUCUACGCUUUAUGCGGAAGAUGUUGCAGUGGGAGCCGGGCAAGCGUAGCUCCGCUAAAGAACUAGAUGAGGACGAGUGGAUUCGUAAGAAUACAUGA
This is a messenger RNA of Aspergillus pseudoviridinutans, 849 nucleotides long. RefSeq names its product putative protein kinase. The record is from RefSeq and is a predicted model, not a curated record. Gene Ontology annotation, molecular function: ATP binding; protein kinase activity. The transcript is spliced from 4 exons. NCBI's taxonomy places the organism in Eukaryota, Fungi, Ascomycota, Eurotiomycetes, Eurotiales, Aspergillaceae. Bases 1 to 849 code for a protein of 282 amino acids. Gene Ontology annotation, biological process: protein phosphorylation.